UUGUGCAAGAUCAGCGGUUGUUCUGAAACGGUCUGGUCUUCCGAUGGUUCAGGAGUUACUUCCGAUGUUGUUUUUGAAGAUUGUGCUAGGUCAGCGGUUGCUCUGAAACGGUCUUGUCUUCUGAUGGUUCAGCGGGCUUUUCCGAUGUUGUUUCGGGAGAUUGUGCUAAAUCAGCGUCUGGGCUUCCGGUUGAGCAGGAACUGCCGAUGUCAAUUCUCCAGUUUUGGGAUGUUCACAGCGGAUUCCUGGGCUUGUGUUUCGUUAUUCAGGAUAGGGGGAGAAUUUGCUUGA
This is a messenger RNA of Auanema sp. JU1783, 291 nucleotides long. The record is from the annotation of a GenBank genome assembly. NCBI's taxonomy places the organism in Eukaryota, Metazoa, Nematoda, Chromadorea, Rhabditida, Rhabditidae.